CGCCUAUCUGGUAGAAGCCUAAACUCAACUUCUUCCUAAAAUCUGACUUCUAACCCUAGCGGAAUCCCUCAGGGACUGGCAACGCUCUUCAAUGGCGUCCCGCUGCCGCGUCCUGUCCAGACCAGCCUUCAAUCUAAUCAAAUCUGCAAUCUCCAAACCCGCACUGAAACCCUCCAAUCCUUCACUUGGCGCCGCCAGUCCAUUUCCCCCGCUCCACAGACCAUUGUCUCACAUUGCUGCUCUCCAGUCCUUGCUGCCGCUCUACUCAGCCGUCUCUUCUGCUCGGCUCACCUCUUGCCUCAGCCUUGACUCUAAGGGCUCCCGCUCUUUGUCUCAGGAGUUAGGUCUCUCUGUUCCCCGAUGAAAGAUGGAUGUCAAAGGUCGAUGAUAUGGUUAGCCAUGGCAUCUUACCCCACAUGAAAGUUGGCUUCAUAUGCUUCCAGUUUUUUAUUUAUUUAUUUAUAACUUUUUUGAAUGAAAAAAAAAGUAUAAUUCAUACACUACUCUUUUUAUCCAUUUCUAUGAACUUGGGCAUGCUUCUGCUGAAAUUCUUUUUAUGUCAGGAAUUUUACUGCCCAUUAGCCCCAUUUGUGGAUUUCCCUUUAGAUUUUUGGAUGCCACAAUGGAUGUGAAUGGCCAAUGAAUUGGGAAUAUGUCCUUUGCUAAAAAAGAUACUAUGUUGUCAUGUUGGUGUCCUUAUCUUUAUGGAAUGUGAAAUGCCAUGUGAGGAAGUGGGAUGGUUGAUGGUGUUGUGUCUCUGUGUCUCCUAUCCUUUUGCAAGGUUUUUUGGUCCCUGCAUUCUUGUCACCAUUCCAUAAAUAUCCCCAUAAAAUUAUAAGGUAGACUUGGUCCAUACUACUCAUUCAUUCACAUUUGGUUAUCUUUUGUGAUUUUUAUACUCCAUAAAGAAAAAUACUACUAUCGU
Cuscuta campestris is the source of this 925-nucleotide messenger RNA. The record is from the annotation of a GenBank genome assembly. NCBI's taxonomy places the organism in Eukaryota, Viridiplantae, Streptophyta, Magnoliopsida, Solanales, Convolvulaceae.